Drosophila yakuba is the source of this 2590-nucleotide messenger RNA. RefSeq lists its product as uncharacterized. The record is from RefSeq and is a predicted model, not a curated record. Bases 720 to 1535 code for a protein of 271 amino acids. Lineage: Eukaryota; Metazoa; Arthropoda; Insecta; Diptera; Drosophilidae. The transcript has a single exon.
AAAUAUUUUUAUUCAGAUUCGUGUAUAUAAAGUUAAAUAAAUUAUUAAAGGUGUGAUUAUAGUAUAAAUUCUUCAAAGCUUCACUUGGUUUCGUGCAUUGCAAAUUAAUUUUUUUUUUGCAAAGUAAACACAUAAAAUGUUCUUCAACUUCUAAGCAGAGUAAAGGAGCUUCGUAGCUUUGCCGAAAUUCUACGAAAAUAGUCGCUGGAAUUGGCUCGCUGUAAUAUAUUUCGGUGCUGAAAAGGCGGCGAAAUGGAUCAGCGGCGGCUCAGCAUGGACCUGAGCUGGCCAAAAUUAAAUGCGAGUCAGACUUUGGGACAGAUACUUCAGCUGUGGGCUGCGUGUCAUGCGAGGCACGUUGGAGACGAUGACGUGAGUCUUGGAGGGCUCAGGCCGAGAUGGAACUGAAGUUGUGCGGGAUGGGGCAGGUCGGUUGUUGAUAUUAAAGCGACAUUAACAUUGAGCUUGAUGGCUGCUUUGAUGGCCCACGAUACGUUUUUAAAUGCACGAGUAUUGUCAGUUUGUCAGUUUGUCAGUUAUUUCACAAAUUCGCAUUCGUACUAUGCAUCUGGGAUCGAGUGAGUUAUCAUAACCCCAGGCGAAGGCGACCUUGCGACCGUUACUGAAUUCUGAUGGGAGCAUCGGUGGCACUCCUCGCAUAAAAAGGCGGCACCCACAGCAGCCGGGCACAAACAGUUAGCACUCGUCUACCAAUCAACAUGAAGAGUCAACCCAUCCUGAUUCUGUCUGUGUGCCUCCUGGCCCUCUCCACCGUUUCCGCCAUGCCACAGCGUCGUGCGAAGAGCCAACGCCAGGUUGAGUACUCAUCCACACCCUACCCGGCAGCUGGCUUCCGUCCUAUGAUUCCGUUUAAUCUGCCCGGUGAAGUGCAGCCCAAGCUCGAGACGGAACCACUGACCACCAGCACAACGUCUGCGAACGAAGUGGAAACCCUGGAGGAUACCGAACCACUUAGCACCACCGAGCAGCAGCAGCCGGAAGCGGAGACGGAAGCGGACUUGGAAGUGUCCAUCCGCACGCCUGCCAACACCUACGGAGCCCCUGAAGAGCAGGAUCCCCUAGAACCGGACACCGUAGAGGUGGUGGCCCAGGAGCCAGCCCGCGACUUUCAGCCCCCCACUCUGGACGUCGUCGAGGACUUUGCCGCCGAUGGCGCUGCUGUUGCUGGUGGCGAGCAGCCUGUUGCUGAUGUCCCUGCCCUGGGCCAAGCGGAGUCGCAAAACGAUGAGUCGGAGGUCAAGGCCGUCACCCCAGCUGGAACCUAUGGACCACCCGCCGGCACCUACGGAGUGCCUGAGCUGAGCGAGACCGAAAACGAGUUGGAUCUGGAGGAGUCGCAAGUUGAGCUCGUUGAAGAGGAGGCGGCGGCGGAGGAGGCGCUGACCAACGAACUGACCAGUGGCCGCCUGAUCCUGCUGCCCUUGGGUGCCAGGGGAUCACAGUUCGGUCGCCUUAUCCUUGCCGUAGAGCAGCCACGUCUGCGCCUCAGGAGCGAACGACUGAGGAGGAUUUAGGGAUUCACUUGUUCAAGGGGAUUAAUUGAAGGAAAAUAUACGUACUUGUUUCUACUGAAUUUGUCUGUGUUCAUUUGGUACUUUUUCUGUUAUUCGUAAUUAGAACGCUCAACAGAGUGGUUACUUAAGAAAUUAUGAAAUUUUAUCUCACUAGAAAGUUAUAAAUGUCAAAAUACCUUAGUAGGUUAAGUUUUAAAGGUUUUCUCCAUACUUAACCCAUUUAAAAGUGGGUAUUAGAUUAUAAAGUAAUGCCUGUCUUAUUAAGUACUUAUUUAGCCAAUUUAAUAGUUUUCGUUGAAUAUACCUGACAAUUUUAUAGAUUUUUGAAAGGACUUAUUAAGGCGACUGUUUAACUGGAGAAGCUGCCCAAAAAAUUAUAUGUCGGGAUAUGGAGUUGGCUGUGUCCAUGGGGGUCCUCACUACAAUCCCAACUAGAACUCCAACUCCAGCAGCGACUGAAUCCUUUUCUCCAUUAUUUCGCAGAGGAAGAGUUUUGCAGGACAAUUCUUGUGCACGGCUCAUUGGCUUGUUAAUGCAACUGGUUCGGCAUGUGAUUGGGUCACGCCCACAGAAUGCACAAGUGGGUGUAUCUGGAAUUGCCGCUUGCGGGGCACUGUGUGUAUUUAUGUGUGUGCAAGGACAUCCCACCCAUACAUCGCCUAAUUGAUGCUUACUAUUGUUUAUUGUGUUAUAAACCAAGAGCCGAGUGGAGCCCAGCAAUACACAACUCAGUGAAGAUGAACAGGAAACAAUGCACCAACUUCGCUUGACAAUUUUGAUUAGGUAUUGUCCUUCGUCUGUCUGCGAUUAUGAUUACGAUGAGGAUGUCCUAGUGUGACUAUGUACUUGGCUUGUUAUUAGCUCUGGCCUGGGUCUAUUGUGUCCCUUUUUAGUGUCAUGUGGAUGUGCCCAGGGCCAAAAAAUUACUUGCUUAUUCAAUGUGUUCGUGCAGUUAAGCGAGAUUCGCUAAGACGUUCAAGAGUUGAGAUCAAAGGGGAGCCAAUAAUCAAGCAGUUUGUAGCUCCAAUUGAUAAGAAAGAUAUGUUUAAUAUCGU